This is a messenger RNA of Vigna angularis (adzuki bean), 3354 nucleotides long. RefSeq names its product protein SMAX1-LIKE 4. The record is from RefSeq and is a predicted model, not a curated record. The coding region runs from base 256 to 3258 and encodes 1000 amino acids. The transcript is spliced from 3 exons. Lineage: Eukaryota; Viridiplantae; Streptophyta; Magnoliopsida; Fabales; Fabaceae.
GGCGGUGAGGCAUAUAGUUGAGGUAUUUCUAAAGCCUAACGACUCUCACUAGAGCUCAUUUCUCCCUCUCUGUUUUUGUCUGAGCUUACACUUGUUGCGUCGAAAGUGAUUUGAGCAUAGAAAGAAAGAGUUUAUAGGGGUGGUGUAUAGUUGGAGAGAAAGAGAAGGAUAAGAAGAAGAGAAGAAAAGUGUGGUUGAAAAGAAAAAGGUUGAGCAACAAAGGGGGUGGUGAGGGGGGUGGUGUUUGGCCAAGUGAUGCGCUCAGGAGUUUGUGCAUUACAGCAGACCCUCACAGCUGAGGCUGCUUCAGUGUUGAAGCACUCUCUGGGGUUGGCUCGGAGGAGGGGCCAUGCACAGGUCACUCCUCUGCAUGUGGCUGCCACUUUGCUCAGCCUAAGAGGCAGUUCCUUGAGAAGGGCUUGUCUCAAGUCUCAGCCUCACCAAACUUCUCAUCCUCUUCAAUGCAGGGCUCUUGAGCUUUGCUUCAAUGUGGCUCUCAACAGGCUCCCAACAGCACCUGCUCCCUUGAUCCACACUCAGCCCUCUCUCUCCAAUGCUCUCAUUGCUGCUUUGAAGAGAGCUCAGGCUCACCAGAGAAGGGGCUGCAUAGAGCAACAGCAACAACAGCCUCUUCUUACCAUCAAGGUUGAGCUUGAACACCUCAUAACAUCAAUCCUUGAUGACCCUAGUGUUAGCAGGGUUAUGAGAGAGGCUGGUUUCUCCAGCACUGCUGUUAAGAACAACAUAGAGGAUUCUUCACCCCAUUCUGUUUUCCAGUGUUACAAUAGCUCUGGUGGUGUCUUUUCUUCUCCUUGCUCUCCCUCUUCCAGUGAGAACCACAGGGAAACUACCACCAACCUUGCCAACUUCAGGCAGACUCAUCAUUUCUUAACUUCUUAUGCUUCUGAGUUCCACCCUUCACUUCUCUUUUCUCCGCUGAAGAGUGCACCAGCGUGUUCCUUCUCUGGUGCAGCUUCUUCCAGUAAGGAUGAUAUCAAGGUUGUUCUGGAUAUUCUCCUGAGGAAGAAGAAAAAGAACACUGUGAUUGUAGGUGACUCUGUGUCCUUAGCCGAGGGCCUUGUGGGAGAGUUAAUGAGAAGGGUGGAAAGGACAGAAGUGCCUGAUGAGUUAAAGUCAACCCAUUUUAUCAAAUUCCAGAUUUCACCUGUUUCUUUGAGUUGCAUGAAGAGAGAUGAAGUUGAAAUGAAACUCUUGGAACUAAAAAGGAAGGUGAAUUCCGUUGCAUCAGGAGAAGGGGGUGGCAUUUUUUACAUUGGAGACCUGAAGUGGACCGUGGAGGAGGCAAGUCUCAGUGACAAAGAGGAAGGAUCCCCAGAAGGAGAAGUUUCUGGUUACAAUCCAGUUGAUCAUUUGGUUUCAGAAAUUGGAAAGUUAUUCUGUGACUGUGGAACCUCAAAUAAUGCUAAGGUGUGGCUCAUGGCCACUUCUAGUUACCAAACAUACAUGAGAUGUCAAAUGAGGCAACCCCCUCUUGAGAAGCAGUGGGCUCUUCAGGCUGUUCCUGUUCCAUCAGGUGGACUUGACUUGAGUCUUCAUGCUCCCAGUGUCCUUGAUUCAAAGAUGACCAUCUCCCAAAAUCAAUCUCAUGUGCCUGAAACAAAGCCCUUUGGUAACACGGAGCAGCAGGAUAGGCUGAACUGUUGUGAAGAAUGUGCCUCAAAUUAUGAAAAAGAAGCCCAAUUUCUUAUGUCAGAUCAAAAGAAAAUGAUGCCGUUCUGGCUUCAGUCUCAUAGCACAGAAGACCAUAAUAAGGAUGAAUUAGUCAAGUUGAAAAGAAAAUGGAAUAGACUGUGCCACUGUCUCCAUCAAAGCAAACAGCUUCAUAACCCAUUGAACUGGAACAACAGUUAUAAUUCAGCAAGCUCCAUAUCUUUUGCGAACAAUGCGACACAUUGCUCCACCUCCAAACUUGUUCCUCGGUUCCGGCGCCAACAAUCAUGCAUCAUUGAGUUCAAUUUCGGCGACAAAAGGAAAGCAACAGAGCGAGUCUUAGAUUCCCCGGAGGGCAUGGAAGGUAAAGAAGUAAAGACUACUCUUGCUCUUGGCAAUGGCGGUUCAGGUGAGACGGUGGGGGAUAUAACUGAUGAUAGAACACUGCAAAGAGCUCAUAUUUGUAAACUAUUGCAGGAGAAUGUGCCAUGGCAGUCUGAGACUGUUCCUUCAAUAGCAGAAGCCUUGAUCCAUUCCAAAUCAGCAAAGCAAAAUAACAGUAUUACUUGGUUACUUGUGAAAGGCAAUGACACCAUUGGGAAAAGAAGGUUGGCACUUGCAGUUGCAGAAUCAGUUUUUGGCUCAACUGAUGUGCUCCUUCAAUUUGACAUGCUAAAGAAAGAGACUUCAGUAGCCCCAUUUUCUGAGAUGCUGGCAGGAGCGCUGAAAACCCACCAACAGCUUGUGGUGCUAAUAGAAAAUGUUGACUUUGCCGAUGCCCCGUUCAAGAAAUUCCUCUCAGAUGGGUUUGAAACAGGAAAGUUUGGAAAUUCCACAGAAGAGAACUCAAGCCAAGUGAUACUCAUUUUGACAAGUGGUGGAUUCACUAACAUUGAGGAGAAGAACGAGGAUUCGGUUAUCAAGUUGUUAUGGGAGGUUAGUGAAAGCAAGCCAAACUUAGAGACUGAAUCCGUCACAACUAGGAUAAUAGAGCCUUGUUUGGGCAACAAAAGAAGAGCUGAACUUGAUUUGUUUUCUCACACAAAGAGUUUUGAAGGGAGCAAGAAGAAAGUGGGUUCGAGACAGACGAGCUUUAACACUCUUGAUCUGAACAUGAAAGCCGAUGAAGAGGGUGAUGGGGAGGGUAAAGCAGCAGAAAGUAGUACUAUUUCAAGUGAUUUGACUGGGGAAAGUAUAGCAGAUCCAGUGAGAAAAAAGGGAUUUCUUGAGUCGAUUGAAAACCGGUUUGAGUUGAACAAAAAUCCUGUUAAAGAGAGAGAGAUGGCAGAGUUGUUUUUGUGGAAGAUAAAAGGGUCUUUUGAGGAGGUUCGUGGUUGGGAGAAAUUAAGUGUAGAUGAGAGGGUGAUUGAGGAUGUGUGUUUUGGGUGUGGUUAUUUUAGCGAGAAGGUGUUUGAGAAAUGGCUGAAAAAGGUAUUCCAAAGCAGCUUAAAAACAGUUAAGUUUGGAGGGAAGGAGGGUAUAGUUUUUAGACUUUGUUGGGGUGGUAAAGGAGAUACAAAAGCAGAUAGUGGCUUCAUGAGUUCUUCUCUGCCCAAGAGUAUCCAACUUAAUUACUUCAUAGAGUGAUCAAUUUUGGCUACCAAGGGCUUCUUCUUGUAAAAUCGAAUAGUUUCUGUAACACUUCAUUUUCAUAAUAGCAUGGCUUUCUUUUCAUUCUCUUAA